GCAGGGCACAUCGACGACGAAACCUUGGAUAACGAACGAGUCACCGAUCUCGCAACGUUCACCGCUGAACCGUGGGGCGAUUCACGCCUAGUAAACAUGAGCAAAUACUCGGUGACCGUGCUGUGGCUACUUCCGGUGCUGGCGCUGGCGUUGCCCGCCAACGACAAGCCUGGAAGCGACAACGACCUGAUGGCGACCAUAUACAACGAUUGUUUGAAGAAGGAGUCGGCGCACUGCAUGAAGUACAAAGUAUUCUCCUACGUGGACAAGAUGCUGGCCGAUAAGGAGGAUAUCACGCUCACGGACGGGAUCACAGUCGUCAAGACUUCCAACGCCGAGGAAGGAGCUCCUAGAUCCAUCGAGUCCAGCGACCUGGAGACGCUGCUGUUCGACCGAUUGGGGAGGUUCCUCAGGACUCACACUGUUAAGGUUGAUCUGAAGGGCACGGACAUCCUUGGGGCCAUCGAAUCCGCUGGACGCAGCUUCGAGGACUUCACUGAUAAUGCUGUCGAAAGCCGUGGCAAGAAGAAGAAGGCCCAGAAGAUCCUUGGCCCGCUGAUGAUGGCCCUGGCGCUGAAGGCUGCAGCCCUGUUGCCCCUGGCCCUCGGUGCCAUCGCCGCCAUCGCCGGCAAGGCCCUCCUCGUGGGCAAGAUAGCCUUAGUGAUCUCUGCGAUCAUAGGCCUGAAGAAGCUCCUCAGCUCCAGCGGGAAGCACGUGACCUACGAGGUUGUCUCUCAUCCUCAUCACAGCAGCAGUCACGUAGUCAGUCACGACGAGGGUCACGGAGGUGGCGGCUACGGAGGCGGUGGCGCAGACUAUGGCGGCGGCGGCGGUUACUCCGGUGGCAGUGGUCACGGAUGGGCCAGGAGUCUGCCCCAGGACUCACACGAAUUGGCCUAUCGCGCCCAUCAACCACAGCCGCAAUCAUGAAGCUUCCACUAGAAAUAUCUCAACCUCACUUUCCACUCUUCCCUUUCGUUUCCACUUCUUCCUCUCUCUCUCUCUCUCUUUUUCUCUGUUUCUUCCUAUCAUCUCCUGCCCUCUAUUCGCUAUGUAUAUUUAUUGUUCCUAGCUUUAAGACACUCCAAGAUCCUUUCCCCUCUCGUUCUAUCAUCCUGCUAUCAUUCUGUUAUCCCCUUUCCCCAGGCAACGGACCAGUACCUCCGCGAGAUACUCGUUCCCAUGUAUAGCGUUACGCGAGCCUUGUUAUUUAUUCGUUGCGCCUAACCUAGUAUUUAUUUUCAUUACACGACAUCCCGCGUGUGCUAUUGUUACUGCCUCCGUUGUUCUUUGUAAUAAAGUGAUGGCGAACGGCGCGCUGGCGUCUUGUCCCAAAGAAAAAAAAGCAAAGCGAAGUGAAAUCCAGUAGAUCAAGGCUCCCCCCUCCAAAAAAAAAUGGCGGACACCCACCGCCUCGUGUAAUUCCAAUCCG
Messenger RNA from Hylaeus volcanicus, 1432 nucleotides. RefSeq lists its product as uncharacterized. The record is from RefSeq and is a predicted model, not a curated record. NCBI's taxonomy places the organism in Eukaryota, Metazoa, Arthropoda, Insecta, Hymenoptera, Colletidae. Bases 97 to 930 code for a protein of 277 amino acids. The transcript has 3 exons.